CUGGCGGGUCCGCCCUCCUCGGCGUGGUGUGUGGAGCACGUUUACCUUUUUCGGCGGAACCGAGGGAGUCCUGGCCUCACUUGGCGCGGAGGGGUAGGUUCCGUGAAAGGAUGAAGUCGCGAAGGCUGUGCAGCGAAGGGACGUUGGUGCACAUCCCGGCGCUGAACAAUCCCAGGGCUCAUUCAUUCGCUCGGUGGGCGCCCACUACACACUGCCUUGCUCGGCCUGCCUCCUUGGGACAAGCUUGGAGACCCAGUGAUGGCCCACAAGCAGCUGCUUCCUGGGCCCCAGGUCUUGGUUUCCUUCGAGGAAGUGGCCGUGCUCCUUUCCCAAGAGGAGUGGGGCCGUCUGAGCCCUGCUCAGAAGGGGCUCUACAGGGAUGUGAUGCUGGAAACCUAUGGGAACCUGGUCUCGCUGGGACUUCAAGGUUCCAAACCUGAUGUCAUCUCCAAGCUGGAGCAGGGGAAAGAGCCAUGGGCCCCACACUCACCAAGAAUUGAGGGGAGCUGGAUCUGGAGACGCAGGCGUGCAGGUUAUGACUCUAGGAAGGAAAAAAAAGAAUUGACUCCAAAGCAGGAAAUUUCUGAAGAAAUGGAAUCCCAGAGAACAAAAUUAGAAGAGCAUGUAAGGAAUAUUUCCAAGGAAUCUGAUUUUGAAGAGAUGACUAAAACUGAGGGAAAGCUAAAGAAUUGCUGGGGGAAAUAUGCAGUGGAGGGACUUAAGAAGGAUUUCCCCCAGAAGAGUAAUUUCAGGCCAGUGACAGUGACACAUGUGAAAACCCCCUUGGGGGAAAGAGGUCCGAAAUUCAGUGCAGCUGAGGUAAGUUGCGCUGCAGACACAAGUUCUGUCAGAAACUGCAGGCUGUCUUCAGGGAAAAGUCUCCACCAGAGUGUGCCACGUGUAGAAAACUUCCAAACAAGUAUGGACCUCACUAACCUCCAAAGUUUCUGUGUAGGAGAACAAGGCUGUCAGGCAGAUGUGUUUGUGAAAGUGCCCAGGCAGAGUUCAGUUUUCAGUGAGAACCAGAGGAUUAACAGUCCAGAAAAAACCUUUGAAAAGUGUGCUGUGUGUGGAAUAGCUUUUGGUCAGAGCAGAGCUCUCAUUCAGCACCGGAGAAUUCACAGUGGGGAGAAGCCCUGCGGGUGUGAGGAACGUGGCAGAGCUUCCCAUGCCCGUCCCUACGCCAUGCAGCACUGUAACACUUAAACUGGAGAAAGACCCUGUGAGGCUAACGGAUGUGAGAAAGCUCUUAGCACAUGUCCGUCUUACAUUCAGCAUUGUGAAGUUCACACUGGGGCGAAGCCCCACGAGUGCAGUCAGUGUGGAAAAGCCUUUAGUCAUAGCUCUAACCUGAUCCAUCAUCAGAGAGUGCAUAGUGCAGAGAAGCCAUACAUGUGUGUGGAAUGUGGGAAAGCCUUCCGGAGACAGUCACACCUCACUCAGCAUAAGAGAACCCAUUCUGGAGAGAAACCCCAUGACUGUGCUGAGUGCGGCAAAGCCUUCAGCGCACGAUUAUCUCUCAUUCAACAUCAGAGAACUCACACAGGAGAAAAACCCUAUGAGUGUAACAAAUGUGGAAAAUUCUUUAGCCUGAACCGAACCCUUAUUGUUCAUCAGAGAAUCCACACUGGAGAGAAACCCUAUAGAUGUAAUGAAUGUGGAAAAUCCUUCAGUCAGCGCUCACAAGUUAUUCAACAUAAGAGGGUUCACACUGGAGAGAAGCCUUAUAUCUGCAAUGAGUGUGGGAAAUCCUUCAGUGCUCACCUGUCCCUCAUUCAGCAUCAGAGAAUUCACACUGGAGAGAAACCUUAUGGGUGUAAUGAGUGUGGGAAAACCUUCAGUCAAAAAGGACACCUUAUUCAGCAUCAGCGAAUUCACACUGGAGAGAAGCCCUAUGAGUGUAAUGAGUGUGGAAAAGCUUUCAGCCAGAGUUUUAAUCUCAUUCACCAUCAAAGGACACACAAUGGCGAGAGGCCCUACAGGUGUAAUGAGUGUGACAAAGCCUUCAGUGUUCUCUCCUCCCUUGUCCAGCAUCAGAGAGUGCACAAUGGAGAGAAACCCUACGAGUGCCACAGCUGUGGGAAGGCCUUUAGUCAGGGCUCACACCUAAUCCAGCACCAGAGGAGUCACACUGGAGACAAACCCUACGAGUGUAGCGAGUGUGGGAAAACCUUUGGACAGAUAUCCACCCUAAUUAAGCAUGAGAGGACACACAAUGGGGAGAAGCCCUAUGAGUGCGGCGACUGUGGGAAAGCUUUCAGGCAGAGCGCACACCUCAUCCGCCAUCGAAGAAUUCACACUGGGGAGAGCCCUUUCACGUGUAGUGACUGUGGGAAGGCCUUCAACGUCCGCUCCUCCCUCAUUCAGCAUCUCAGGGUUCACACCGGCGAGAAGCCUUACGAGUGCAGCGAGUGUGGCAAGGCCUUCAGCCAGCAUUCACAGUUUACUCAGCAUCAGAGGGUUCACACUGGAGAGAAACCCUACAUGUGCAGUGAAUGUGAGAAAUCAUUCAGUGCACGCUUGUCCCUUAUCCAACACCAGAGAAUUCACACUGGAGAGAAGCCCUAUAAAUGCACUGAAUGUCAAAAAUCCUUCCGACAAAGCUCUCACCUCAUUCGACAUCAGAGAAUCCACAGUGGAGAGCGACCUUACAUGUGUAGUAGAUGUGGGAAAACUUACAACCAGAGAAUAUCUCUUAUUAGUCAUGAGAAAGUUCACAGACUCCACGGUGGAGAGCAAGCCCGUCAGUGUGACGAGUGUGGGGAGCUCUUUGGCACACAGGCAGCAUUCAUGCAGCACCGGAAGGUUCACAGUGGAGAGUGACUCACUCUGAUACGUUCUUCACAGUUUUACAGCAGGAGAGUUCUACUGAUAAGAAAGCUCACUUUAUGACUUUCCUUUUGGAAAUUCAGCUCUUAAGGAAUUAAACUAUCUCCCAAUGUGCUACUCACUGAAUGUAGGCUGCUGAAUUAUGUGGUAAACAUUCCAAGGUAACAUGCCUUCCCUCAGACCCAGAGAAUGGCUCUCUGCUUGAGUGUUUUAAAUGAAUGCAACUUAAAUAUACUUUCCUAAAUCAUGUUUUUAUAGCACCAGACCUUAGUGUACAGUUAGGUGUUUCCUUUGGCCCCUGCCUUUCUUUUCUUUCCUCUUCAUCAUCUAUUUCAGCUUCAGGAAAAGUAACUGGGAUCCUUGGACUUAGGAGUGUGAUGGAACUGGGUUGGGGUUUUCUUAUUUGUUUGUUUGUAGGGCCUUUUCAAAAUGUUUUUGUUCUAUUGUGAGGGAUAUGAUACCUUUAAUUUCAAAGGGGUUGUCCCUUUUCAGGAUCCGGUAAUCCACAGAGGUAAGAAGGCAUAUGAGUAUAAGCAGAGUUUGUUAUGGAAUGAGGUGAGGCUUGUGUGUAGAUUCAAACUGUUGAGAUCGUGCUAGGAAUUCAAGUGACUCAUGUAAACUGGGGUUUCCUACAGGGUAAUUUGAAAACAAAAAACCCCAUGAAUUGGAGGGGUGGAAUAGGCAUAAAGUAGACACAGGCUGGCUUGGGACCCAGGACGCAGCUUACAGAUUCUGUUGGUAUAUUCUGGAUCCACUUCUGAGGGAGAGGAGGUGAGUGGUUGGAGCUGUUCCCUUUCACUGGGCGGCCUCGCACUGAGCAGACUCUGGUGAGAAGGGCAGGUCCUCCUGCUGCCAGAGGACAGGACUCCAGGUGAGGCAGGGACACGGCAUUAAGCACCUUUUCGUGGGUAGGUUAUCGCUCAGGCUGUUGGUCAGCCUUGGACCCCUGUCUGCAUGCUGUAAACAUGCUUUUGUCCCUCCCAGGAGCUGUAAUAGUGGUGUCUCAGUGCCCGUGGUCCUCCCACCUAAUGCCUUGAGGUGGUGCUAAACAUCCUGGGAGCUGAUUUCCUGAGCACAGUCUUCAGAGUGGCUGCCCCUGGUUCAUCACGUGUGGUUCACUCCAGUGUCCUCAGAACCCCAUUCUCCAGAAGUUUCUAUGGCACUUCCUUCUGUUUUUGUGGAGGAAAGAUUAGCAUCAAAAUGGGCUGAAAAAGGGUUAUAAAUAUGAGAGAUUCAGCAGAAGGAGUCUGUGAGAGACAGUUCUAGAAACAAAUCUGGCAAUUGAAAGUGGCUGUUGAGAGUCUGAUGAGAAGCUGGUACCGUGUGUGAACCCUUGAGAAGGGACUAACAGGAUCUGGGAUGGGCUAUAGUGGGAUGGCGCUUUAUGAAUAAGGCAGGGUAAGAAUGGAGUGAAAGAGGAGCAGUGAAUUGCUUAAUAGCUGGACAUUCUAUUCCUUUAUAGUAUCCUUUUUAGUAAUAAGUUUAUUCCUAUUUUCCUGCUUUAUUAAAGAAACUUUCUCUUAGAA
Messenger RNA from Balaenoptera ricei (Rice's whale), 4355 nucleotides. RefSeq names its product zinc finger protein 252-like. The record is from RefSeq and is a predicted model, not a curated record. Gene Ontology annotation, molecular function: DNA-binding transcription repressor activity, RNA polymerase II-specific. The transcript has 6 exons. Lineage: Eukaryota; Metazoa; Chordata; Mammalia; Artiodactyla; Balaenopteridae. Gene Ontology annotation, biological process: negative regulation of transcription by RNA polymerase II.